AUGGCAGCUCUUCUCCAUCCCUUCGGCAGAUCAGAGAUGGCUGCCCUCCUCCGGCACUCCAGCCUCCGCAACACCAUCCACACACUCUACAUCUCUCUCAACAGCAGCAGCGACUAUCAGAAUUCCUCAGUUAACGAUUCGCUCAGGACACAAGCCAUUCAGAGAGGAUUUAAGAUUUUCUCAGCAGCAGCUGCUGGAGGAGGGAGGGGGCGUGUGAGAACGUACCGCCGGUGCCUCUACUGCGACCACGGGCAGGCGGGCAUCCAGCUCCUGCGUCCAGGGAACCUCUUUCCAGAGACUCUGAACAACAUGAUGGGGCACACCUUCAAGGUGGUGGCGCUGAGCUACUUCCCGCUGGUGGAGUACAAGAAGGUCAGCAACGACCCCAAGGACCUGCUGGAGCACGCUGACGCUCUCAACACCCGCAUGAUCGACAUCAUGGCUCGUCGCUUCAACUUCACGUACGAGAUGAGAGAGCCGUGGGAUGGUUUAUGGGGGACCCCUACGAGCGGCGGCAACUGGUCAGGGAUCGUAGGCACUCUCCAGCACCAGAUGGCAGACUUCUCCAUGGACCUCACACCUUCAGACGCCAGGAUGGAGGUCAUAGACUUCUCCAAGACUUACGUCUACGACCCGCUGAUAAUAAUGUCGCUCCAGCCCAGUCCCUUGCCUCGUUCCUUGGCUCUGAUCAGGCCAUUUACAGGACCAGUGUGGGUGAUGACGGUGGUGUUCACCUUCGCCACGGGCGUGUGUCUGUGGGUGCUGCAGAAGGCGUGGGCGUGGGUGUCAGGGAGGCGGAGCCCAGACCUCCUCUCUCGGGUCUUCUACAUCUGGGGCGUCCUACUGGAGAACGAGCCCACCGGCCCGCCCGCCACCAUCAACGGCAAGAUGUUGGUUGGUUGGUGGCUGGUAGGGUGCCUGGUGCUGGCCACCGCCUACCGCUCCUCCCUCGUCGCCCACCUCUCCGUCCAGAGCAAGAACAAGCCCAUCAACACCCUGGCAGACAUUCUCAACCAGAAGGGCUGGUCCUGGGGAGCUCGACUCAUGAAGGGAACAACAUUCCUCUAUUUUAACCAAAGUACCGAUCCGGUCCUCGUCAAAAUACACCAGAAAUAUGAGAUCUAUAAUAACAUACAAGAUGCUGCGAAGCGGGUGUUAGCCGGUCGUUUCUCGUACAUAGCCUACAAGACGGACAUCCUCAACGAGAUAGCCCCGCUCUACGUGGACAAGUACGGUAACACGCCCCUCUACUUCAGCACCACAGAGUAUAACCUCUUCGGUGGGAACGCUUGGGGCUUCAGGCAAGGCGCUCCGAUUAUCGGCCAAAUCAGGAAGAUGAAACAGAGGAUGAUCGAGGCUGGUCUGAUCGACUACUGGCUUCAGGACCUGUAUCACGCAGAGAACAAACACAUCAGAGAAACACUCGGGAAGAACAUUACAGUGCACAUUAAGAUUGAAGACAAACAAGUGUUGGGAAUGGACCACCUCCAGAGCGCCUUCUAUCUCUGGUUACUAGGCUGCACGGCAGCUUUCCUCGCCUUACUGGUGGAGAAGUUUGCCCACUGCCAAGUCAACCUUCGACCAUCGCAGCAGUGA
Messenger RNA from Procambarus clarkii (red swamp crayfish), 1596 nucleotides. RefSeq lists its product as uncharacterized. NCBI's taxonomy places the organism in Eukaryota, Metazoa, Arthropoda, Malacostraca, Decapoda, Cambaridae. Gene Ontology annotation, cellular component: membrane. Gene Ontology annotation, molecular function: ligand-gated monoatomic ion channel activity. The record is from RefSeq and is a predicted model, not a curated record.